CAUGUGCGCCCAGGGCUGCUGCAGUCAUCCUCCAACCUGCAACAUGUGAUAUUAAGGGCUGUAGUGCGAACAGCACGUGUGACAUGACUACUGGAGUGCCCACCUGUGUUUGCGACUCUGGUUUCGUGCUGCAGUCGGAUGGCAGGACGUGCAUCGAUGCCUGCUAUUUCAAGCGUUGUGGUGCAAACGGCACCUGUGUCAAGAACGGUGGAGUGGCCUCGUGUGUGUGUGACUCUGGUUUCGUGCUGCAGUCGGAUGGCAGGACGUGCAUCGAUGCCUGCUAUUUCAAGCGUUGUGGUGCAAACGGCACCUGUGUCAAGAACGGUGGAGUGGCCUCGUGUGUGUGUGACUCUGGUUUCGUGCUGCAGUCAGAUGGCAAGACGUGCAUAGAUGCCUGCAUUGUUCAGGGCUGUAGUGCGAACGGCACCUGUGUCAAGACCAAUGGAGUGGCAUCCUGUGUGUGUGACUCUGGUUUCGUGCUGCAGGCUGACAACAAGACGUGCACUGAUGCCUGCAAGAUCCAGGGCUGUGGGGCGAACAGCACCUGUGUCAAGACCAAUGGAGUGCCCUCCUGUGUGUGUGACUCUGGUUUCGUGCUGCAGGCUGAUGGCAGGGCGUGCGUUGAUGCCUGCAAGAUUCAGGGUUGUGGUGCGAACAGCACCUGUGUGAAGACUGAUGGAGUGCCAUCCUGUGUUUGCAACUCUGGUUUCGUGCUGCAGGCUGAUGGCAGGACGUGCAUUGAUGCCUGCAAGAUUCAGGGCUGUCGUACUUACAGCACCUGUGUCAAAACCGAUGGAGUGGCCUCCUGUGUGUGUGACUCUGGUUACGUGCUGCAGUCGGAUGGCAGGACGUGCAUCG
Messenger RNA from Closterium sp. NIES-65, 858 nucleotides. NCBI's taxonomy places the organism in Eukaryota, Viridiplantae, Streptophyta, Zygnematophyceae, Desmidiales, Closteriaceae. The record is from the annotation of a GenBank genome assembly.